UCCAGCGCGGGCAUAAAUCUGACCCGAGAUCUACCAAGAUCCAAACUCAUCCGCGAUGGCGACGACUAACCUCACUCUCUCACUCCUACUCGCCUCUCUCCUCCUCUUCUCCCUCCUUUCCACCCCCGUUUUCGCCUCUUCCCCCGCCGACGAAGACGACGAAGACCUCAGCUUCCUCGAGGAGCCGGAAUCCGCCGUGCCCGACGACCAUCCUCUCUCCGACGACGAAUACUCCGACGACGGAGAAGAUGAGGACUUCGAGAACUACGACGACUUCGAUGUGCCUUCCGAUUUCGGCCACGGCGACCAAGGGGGUGUUGCAAUUGAUGACAAGGAUGUUCUGGUUUUGACGGACCGCAAUUUGAGCAGCUUCGUGGAUGAGAAUAAGUAUGUGAUGGUGGAGUUCUACGCGCCCUGGUGCGGCCACUGCAAGGAGCUGGCGCCGGAGUACGCCGCCGCCGCUACCGAGCUUAAGGAUGCGGAUGUGAAGCUUGCUAAGGUCGACGCGACGGUGGAGAAUGCGCUCGCGGAGAAUUAUGAAGUUCAGGGGUUUCCGACUGUUUUGUUUUUUGUGGAUGGGGAGCACCAAACCUACACCGGUCAACGUACAAAGGAUGCUAUUGUUACCUGGAUCAAGAAGAAAACUGGACCUGGCGUAUCUAACAUAACUACAACAGAGGAUGCCGAGCGUAUAUUGACGUCUGAGGAGAAGGUUGUUCUGGCCUUCCUCGACUCAUUGGUGGGUCCUGACAGUGAAGAGUUUGCAGCUGCGUCAAAGCUUGAUGAUGAUGUUAACUUUUACCAAACUGCAAAUCCUAAUGUUGCAAAGCUGUUUAACUUGGAAGCUGACGUUAAGCGCCCUGCAAUAGUCCUAUUGAAGAAAGAGGCGGAGAAAGUGACACAUUUUGAUGGCCAAUUCAAAAAGUCUGCAAUAGCUAAAUUCGUCUCUGCCAACAAACUUCCUAUUGUGAUCACUUUUAGCAGAGAAAGUGCCUCAAUGAUAUUUGAGAGUCCAAUAAAAAAGCAGGUUUUGCUUUUUGCCACGUCUAAUAACUCACAAGAGGCCUUUCAAGCAUUUCAAGAAGCUGCAAAUCUCUUCAAGGGAAAGCUGAUAUUUGUAUAUGUGGAUGUUGGCAAUGAAGAAGUAGGGAAGCCUGUGGCAGAUUAUUUUGGAAUCACUGGAGACGAUCCAAAAAUUUUGGGCUAUGUUGCAAGUGAGGAGACUAAGAAAUUUAUCUUUGACGGGGAAGUUACUCUAGAGACAAUAAAGACAUUCGGGGAGGCUUUUGUUGAAGACAAGCUCAAACCAUUCUACAAAUCAGACCCAAUUCCCGAGAAUAAUGAUGGUGACGUAAAAAUUGUUGUUGGGGACAAUUUCGAUGAUAUUGUUUUGGAUGAGUCUAAAGAUGUUCUUCUUGAGAUUUAUGCACCGUGGUGUGGUCAUUGCCAAUCUCUCGAACCAACAUACAACAAACUCGCCAACCACUUGCGUGGUAUUGAAUCUCUAGUCGUGGCGAAAAUGGAUGGAACCACGAAUGAACACCCCAGAGCCAAGGCUGAGGGAUACCCCACAAUUGUCUUCUUCCCAGCAGGAAAGAAGAGUGCCGAUCCUAUUCCAGUUGAGUCCGAGCGAACAGUGGUGGCGUUCUACAAGUUCAUCAAGAAGCAUGCUUCUAUCCCGUUUAAGCUAUCUAAACCUAGCUCGUCUCCGGCAUCGUCAUCUGACGAUUCUCACACCAAGGAAGAUGCGACGACCUCCUCCAGUGAUGUCAAAGAUGAGCUAUAGACACUAUUUACUCAAUUUCGACAAAGUCUCUCUAGUCUGAUUGUGCUAAUAGGAAGCUGAAUAAUUAAUUACCAGUUUUGGUUAUAUAUGAUCAAGUUUUUAGACCAAGGGUACAUUGCUAAGUUUAUUUUAGAUAACUUAUAAGUUCCAACAAGUUAUGAAAUGUUUCAAGAGAUUAUAAGAUAUAAUAUCUCAAAGGUUUAUACAUUUUUCAA
Salvia hispanica is the source of this 2001-nucleotide messenger RNA. RefSeq names its product protein disulfide isomerase-like 1-4. Gene Ontology annotation, cellular component: endoplasmic reticulum. The record is from RefSeq and is a predicted model, not a curated record. NCBI's taxonomy places the organism in Eukaryota, Viridiplantae, Streptophyta, Magnoliopsida, Lamiales, Lamiaceae. Gene Ontology annotation, molecular function: protein disulfide isomerase activity. Gene Ontology annotation, biological process: response to endoplasmic reticulum stress; protein folding.